Molecule: messenger RNA, 2076 nt
Organism: Talaromyces marneffei
Lineage: Eukaryota; Fungi; Ascomycota; Eurotiomycetes; Eurotiales; Trichocomaceae
Exons: 3
Coding region: 1-2076 (691 amino acids)
Source: RefSeq, a predicted model, not a curated record
AUGUCACAUCGACAUGGCAUGCACCACCAUGUGCGUCGUCACAUCCCGGAGGAUCCUGUGCAGCUUGAAUCGGUGCCUUUAGAGCCUGCUCCUACCAUAUCCGAAGCUCCCUCCGUCAUUCGCCGGACCUCUUCGGCCACCUCGACCUGUACAGGCUCAUCAUGUGAAACCACGAGUAGCUCCAAUCUCGUCAACACUUUGCCCGUGGUUCUCGGAGUAGUAAUUCCGGUUGUCCUCGCCAUCGCUGUUUUGUUAUUUCUACACAGACGACAUGUCCGUAAACUUCGCCAGGAGGAUGCAAACGACAAACACAAGUCCUUGGAUUUCGGUAUGGAGGUUGUGCGAGCUGGUGGCGGGAAAGCCAACCCGGAAAUGGGAGAAAAACCUCACAAACACGGAAUGUCCUUGGACAUCAUCAGCAGCCCUUAUCUGCUUCCCCCAGGAUUACAUGGCUCCAAAGAAUCUCUGCGGUCCCUCUCGAAAGUGAUUAGUCCAGAUGAUGACAAAUACCGACUCGGACUUGCUGCUCAAAGCGACACUGCUUCGCUAAGAUCAUACCGUUCUCAUCCCAGAAUGGGACAAGAUGAUGCAUCUAGCUUUAGAGGAUCGACCAGACACGGACCUCUACCCGACGAUAUGAACCAGGGCCUCUUGCAAAAUGCCUCGAGGAUGUCACGAUCACCUCCAGUUGAUGCAACAUCACCCUUAAGUGUUAACCAUACCAUCCACGAAGAGCAAUUCGACCACCCAAGAACCGUGGGUAACCAAAGUCCAAUCCGGCAAGCCGAAAGUCCACCAAUGGCUAAAUCCCCGAAGAAUCAUGUUUCCCCGGAUCAUUCCGGCCAGGGUGAUGAGAUGUUCUUCGGCUCUUUCCCUCAGCGAAACCCCAAUCGACUCACUUUGAACCCAUCCAACGGCCUCCAAGCCCCGAAUGAGGUGUCUCACGAGCCUCAUCCAAGUCUAGGCGGCUUUGACUUCGGGACAGGUAACACUGGCCCUGCGAAUGACCGCCAUGAUGCCCCGGUCAUGGCUGCAGAAACCCUUCACACUGGGCUUCCUAGAUUAUCUCUUCCGAUGAGCGAAACUAGUGAUUACGGAGAUGAGCCGAAAGCUCAUGUGACGCCAUCAUUGAAUAUGCCAGAGGCUGAAGACCAACCUCGAGAGUCGGAAGAUUUCCCCCAUCCACCAAACAACCGUAUGACUCAGUCAUUCACGAAAUUUGAUGAAGGGUUUGAUCCACACAGGCUGACUGUCGGUAUCCGUCCUCUUCCACCGGAAGACCCAACCGACAAUGCCGAACAGCGAGCUAACAGGAUUCGUUCUUUCUACAAAGAGUAUUUUGACGAUUCUAAGGGCGGUAAUGAAGAGUACUAUGAAGACUUUGGACCAGAGUUCUAUGAAGAUCCUGGAGUGUUCGAUCCAUACUCUAGUGAUUACUUCACGGGCCCACCCAAACCAUUCGCUCAACCUAUUGGACGUCGCGCCAUGACACCUCCUCCGCGUUUCCAAGGACCACCUCGCAAUAUUAUGCACCCAGCUGCUGGCUCGAGAGGUGCAGGCCCGCGCGCAUUUUCCUCUGCUUCGGGUCGAAUGCCCCCUAAAGGACCCGCGAAACCAGCUCCCCCACCGGAGCCGUUACACGUUUUGCCUUCACCUCACUUGAUCAAAGACGACAUGUCAAUAUUGCCCAUCGACUAUGCUCCCCCAUCCUUCAAGGACCGCGUAGAAGGCCGACCAGAAAGCCCCCGUGGAGGACUACGUCCUUAUACAUCCAUGAGCCGUGCUCAUACUCCCCUGGUCUCGUCCUUCGACGACCUUGCAGCUAUCCCGAGCCCUCACGCUUUGCGAAAGUCUGGAAUAUAUACUACAUUGGACUUUGCGCCUCCUGCGCGAUUCAAGAAUGAUACGGGAAGCGAUGCUGGUAGCAUUCGCAGCAACCGUACUGGCAUCUCGAGAAUCCACGAUCAUAACAUCCGUACCGGGGCAUAUCGUGUCAGCCGGUUGCCGACAGACGUUGUGGGCACCAAAGAUGAUCUCUUUGCCAGUCUGCGACCCACCAUGGACCUGGGGCGCUAG